GGGUAUCAAUAUCAAAAACUAGUAAUGAUCUUAGAUUGUACAGCAAGUGUCUAUAAUAUGGCAUUUUUGUAAUAUUCUUUUAUUUUCUAUUCCAGAGAGAAUGAUAUAAAGUCAUUGCAAGUUGUGCUUGGGGCACACCUGCUGUCGGAAAAAGAAAAACAUAUUCAAGUUCUUAACGUUCAGCAGAUAAUUCAGCAUGAACUAUAUGAUCCUAAAGUGGAGUAUUAUGAUAUUGCAUUGGUUCAACUGAAUAAACCUGUUCAACUGAAUGACUACGUUCAACCAGCUUGUUUACCAAUGUCGUCUGCCACACUUGAGCCCCUGACAGAGUGCUAUUUGGCAGGAUGGGGGGUUCGUGGUAAAGGUAUCCCUCUGGCUUUUAAUUAUAGUCACUUUGUAACUAUUUAACCAUAGCUGUCUUCAUAUUUGUUCUAACUACCCCUCUAUGUCAUACUUUAAGGACUACCUUUCAAUAGAUUUGUCAAUAGGCAGUAUAUUUAGACACAUAGAUUGUGCUGAUCAUUGUGUAACCUAUCCUGUCUGUUUAUAUCUAGGCGAUGAACCAGUGGCUAUAAUGCAAGAAGUAAAAGUUGAAAGGAUUGCCAGCAAACGCUGCAACAAAACCUAUUUAGGAGCUCUACAAGGAUAUCAGCUGUGUGCAAGCCAAAAGGCAAAUAUGAAAAGCUGCCAGGGGGACAGUGCUGCACCCCUCAUGUGCAAAAGAAAAACAUCCACGAUCUUCUCUGUGAUCGGAAUAGCAAGUUGGGGAUCAGGCUGUAGCCAAAUUAAUUCCCCUGGGAUUUACACCUCAACUAAGGACUUUGUAAAGUGGAUGGUUGAAAGAGUCACUAGUGAGGAAAGAAAAAGCAAAACUAAGGUUAAGGAAUCUGUUCUGAAAAUUAUCGUUCCCUUUGAAAAACCUCCUAACCCAAGUGCAAAGGAGGAAAAGAAAGUGGAAUCUUCAGUCCAGAAAUCUCAGAAAAUUCUUUUCAGCAAAACAAUGAAUCUGCUAAUGCAAAUGACCAGUGCAAGUAAGCAUUUGCAACAGUUGCCAGCUAUAACCAACACUCCAGAGAGCAAACCAAUUUACCAAACGCAACCUCCUGAAAUUCCUGUAACUCGUAUUCAGGAAAUCAGAUCUCUAAAGAAGCGUAAAAAACAAUCUAUAAUGCAAAAGCACCAAGAAGUCUUAUCUAUUGCACCAAAACUUAUAGAAACAGAGCAAAACCUUGAAGCUCCGCACCAGUCCCAGGAGGCUCAGUUUGAGCAAACAAAUACUGUGCUACAACAACUUAUUAGUGCUGCGCUUAAGCUAAAAGCAGGGAUAUUGGGACUGUUCCAAAAAACUGCAGUUUUAGCUGAGCCUGGCACUAGAUGAGAUAUUACUAUAUGAAGACAGUACCAGUGGUGUAACAACAGAGAAGGCAGACCAACAGCU
This is a messenger RNA of Xenopus tropicalis (tropical clawed frog), 1438 nucleotides long. RefSeq names its product acrosin-like. NCBI's taxonomy places the organism in Eukaryota, Metazoa, Chordata, Amphibia, Anura, Pipidae. Bases 446 to 1378 code for a protein of 310 amino acids. Gene Ontology annotation, molecular function: serine-type endopeptidase activity. The transcript is spliced from 2 exons. The record is from RefSeq and is a predicted model, not a curated record. Gene Ontology annotation, biological process: proteolysis.